GCAGGAGUGGCAUUAUUAGGCGUUAGUUAUUCUCUUUUGCCUUCAAGAAGAAAAAGAAAUGUAAAGAGCGUUGUAGGAAGUUUGAUUAGAUUUACAAGAUCAAUGAGGAUCGGUAUAACGAUAUCUAUGGAUUAUUUGAUUGCCCCUGUAAUAGGUUAUACAGAAUCAGAAAUUCAUCGAAGGUCCGCCGAUCGAAUCGUUCAGGGAUGCUUACAGAACGGUGGAAUAUAUAUAAAGCUUGGACAAGGCUUAGCAGCGGUCAAUCACAUUUUGCCAAGAGAAUAUGUUGAAAGCUUGUCGAUAUUACAGAGAAAUGUAAGCUUUCGAAUGGUGCGUGGCUAAAUUACCGAAUUCAGUCAAAUCAUCCUCAAAAUU
Temnothorax curvispinosus is the source of this 375-nucleotide messenger RNA. RefSeq lists its product as uncharacterized. NCBI's taxonomy places the organism in Eukaryota, Metazoa, Arthropoda, Insecta, Hymenoptera, Formicidae. The record is from RefSeq and is a predicted model, not a curated record. Bases 103 to 342 code for a protein of 79 amino acids. The transcript has 2 exons.